UCUUCCAGUUGUAGGAGCUGCGAUUUACAAUUCAAACAUCAUUGCAAAUUACGGGAACAGUAAAUAAUUCUGUACUGUUUAAUGAUUACGUCCGUGUGUUUCAUGCAGAAAGUAUGAAAGGAUGUCUGUUUCUCUCGAUAUUCGUCUGAAGAAACCUAGCAAAAUUUACAGAGAAGGAGAAUCGGUCAGUGGCAUUGUAGUCAUAUCUUGUUCGACAGAGACCCGCCAUGAGGGUGUUAACCUAACUAUUGAUGGAAUUGUAAAUCUUGAAUUGAGUUCCAAAUGUAUUGGGCAGUACGAGUCUUUCUAUAAUUCUGUGAAGCCAAUCCAGCUGGUGCUGAAUACCUUUGCAAUUUGCAAGGGUUCCGGGAAAUUUCCUCAUGGAACCACAGAAAUCCCUUUCGUGUUUACCCUUCAGGGUAGUCAGACAAAAGUUCUUUAUGAAACCUAUCAUGGUGUAUUCAUCAAUAUACAAUACUUCAUUAAAGUGGAUAUGAAGCGUGGAUUAUUAGCCAAAGAUCUUGAGAAAUCCUGUGAAUUUAUUGUAGAGUCUUCAGCAAAGAUGGCGGAAAAGGCUACGGCAAAACCUAUUGACUUUGUUAUUGUUCCUGAAUCCGUUCACAAGCUGAAAAGCAAAUACAAUGUGCCGAAUUUCAAAAUAACUGGCAAAAUUGAUUCGCUAGUUUGCAGUAUCUCCAACCCGUUCACCGGAGAAAUCACUAUUGAAUCCUGUGAUGAAAAAAUAAAAUCAAUAGAGGUUCAGCUAGUCAGGGUAGAGACCUGCGGUUGUGCGGAUGGUUAUUCCAAAGAUGCCACUGAGAUCCAAAACAUUCAAAUCGGAGAUGGCGAUGUAGUACGAAAGAUACCCAUACCCAUUUAUAUGGUUUUUCCACGGCUUUUUACUUGCCCAACAUUAAGCACAGCAAAUUUCAAACUUGAAUUCGAAGUCAACAUCUCGGUUGUGUUUGAAGACAACCACCUGGUUUCUGAAAACUUUCCAAUAUACAUCACCCGGUUUUAGAGGAAGCGUCUCAACAUGGUAGACAGAGAAAAUGGGAACUAUGGUAAACUAAGCAUUCCUUUGUGAUCCGCCUUUUUAGAUUUCUUCUCAAAGAGUUCUUUUGAAUGAAGACUCAUAAAACAAUAUGCACAACUAAAUUCUGAUUGUUAUUUUGAAUGAUUGUUCUAUAAUCAGCGAUUGGGCUUUAAUGGUUAAAUCAUGAGUGAAAUAAAGAAAUAUUCGAUGCUGC
This is a messenger RNA of Daphnia carinata, 1250 nucleotides long. RefSeq names its product vacuolar protein sorting-associated protein 26C-like. NCBI's taxonomy places the organism in Eukaryota, Metazoa, Arthropoda, Branchiopoda, Diplostraca, Daphniidae. The record is from RefSeq and is a predicted model, not a curated record. Gene Ontology annotation, biological process: intracellular protein transport. Gene Ontology annotation, cellular component: endosome. Bases 122 to 1021 code for a protein of 299 amino acids. The transcript has 8 exons.